AUGCACAUUUCCCUUCCUGAAACUGAGUCCCACAACAGGGACAGUGGCGGCUCUGCCUACAUGGCCUAUAACAUUCACUUGAAUGGAGCCCUGCGCUGUCAGGUUCACUACAGCCAGCUUCUGGGCCUGCACGAGCAGCUUCAGAAGGAGUAUGGGGCAAAUGUGCUUCCUGCGUUUCCCCCAAAGAAACUUUUCUCUCUGACACCUGCAGAGAUAAAACAGAGGAGAAAGCAGUUAGAGAAGUACAUGCAAAUUGUUCGGCCAGCCCCAUUGCUUGGGAGCGGUGAGACCUUCAAUAGUUUCCUGCAUCAGGCACAGUGGGAGACACAGCAGCUCCCCACAGAGGAGGUCUCCUCGGAAGUGCUGCUCAGCAAUGGGCGGAAAGUUUUGGUCAACAUGCUAACUUCAGAUCAGACCGAGGAUGUCCUAGAGGCUGUGGCUGCAAAGCUGGAUCUUCCAGAUGAUUUAAUCGGAUACUUCAGUCUCUUCCUUGUUAGAGAAAAAGAGGAUGGAGCCUCUUCUUUUGUGCGGAAGUUGCAACAGUUUGAGCUGCCUUAUGUGUCUGUUACCAGUCUUCGGAAUCAAGAGUAUAAGACUGUGUUAAGGAAGAGUUAUUGGGACUCUGCCUAUGAUGAUGAUGUCAUGGAGAACUGGGUUGGCCUGAACCUGCUUUAUGCUCAGACAGUGUCAGAUAUUGAGCGUGGCUGGAUCCUGGUCACUAAAGAGCAGCACCAGCAGCUCACAUCUCUACAAGAGAAGGUCUCCAAGAAGGAGUUCCUGCGUCUCGCCCAAACUCUGCAUCACUAUGGCUAUCUGUGCUUUGAUGUUUGUGUGGCUGACUUCCCAGAGAAGGACUGUCCCGUGGUAGUGAGUGCAGGCAACAGUGAGCUCAGUCUCCAGCUGCGCCUGCCUGGCCAACAACUUCGUGAAGGUUCCUUCCAGGUCACCCACAUGCGAUGUUGGCGGGUCACCUCUUCUGUGCCACUGCCCAGUGGAAGUACGAGUAGCCCAGGCCGGGGCCAGGGUGAGGUGUGCCUGGAACUGGCUUUUGAAUACCUCAUGAGCAAGGGUUGGCUGCAGUGGGUCACCAUCACCAGCCCCCAGGCUAUCAUGAUGAGCAUCUGUUUGCAGUCCAUGGUAGAUGAACUGAUGGUGAAGAAAUCAGUGGGCAGUAUAAGGAAGAUGCUGCACCGGUGGGAGGGAGAUACCCUGAGAUGCUCAGACAGCCAGCGAGCAGUGAAGUCUCCACCGCUGCUUGAGUCACCUGAUGCCAGCCGGGAGUCCGUGGUCAAACUCUCAAGUAAGCUGAGUGCUGUGAGCUUACGAGGGAUUGGCAGUCCCAGCACAGAUGCCAGUGCCAGCGAUGUCCACGGCAAUUUUGCCUUCGAGGGCAUUGGAGAUGAGCAUCUGUAAUCCUCACUGCUUGGAUGUCUGCCCUCUACCCCAGAGAAAUUUACACAGAAACUUGCCCUGUGCCUGUACCCCCCAAGCUAGGGGGAAGUCUUUUGCCUUCCCUCUUCCUAUCUACCCAUUCCUUUUCUCCUCUAGGCCAGGGGCCACCUAACCCACCUCCAUCUCCCUCUGGGCUGGCUGCACAAAGAAUCAG
Octodon degus (degu) is the source of this 1606-nucleotide messenger RNA. Its product is annotated as sorting nexin-17-like. The transcript has a single exon. The record is from RefSeq and is a predicted model, not a curated record. Gene Ontology annotation, molecular function: phosphatidylinositol binding. Gene Ontology annotation, cellular component: early endosome. Lineage: Eukaryota; Metazoa; Chordata; Mammalia; Rodentia; Octodontidae. Bases 1 to 1413 code for a protein of 470 amino acids. Gene Ontology annotation, biological process: signal transduction; intracellular protein transport.